AUGCACCCAAGGCGUUCUUUUUUACAAGAAGAAGAAGCGCAUGUAACGGAAGACUUGUAUGGGGAGCCAGAAGAUAAGCGGCGCCCUGUUGAAAAGCCCGAUCCUGACGCCCUGGAGCAGGCAGAAAGUGCAUCAAAGCAACCGUUGGCUGCGACUCCAACGACGACGGACAAGGACGAAAAAACUUCAGUCCCCUCUUUCGAAAAGAUGUCUAAAGAAAUGGUUUCGAUGGAUGUAACACAGGACACUUCUGCGCGAGAAGGGCCGGGAAAGAGUCCAAUACCUCGGUCCCUUGAGUCAGAGACAUUGCAACCUGUCGAGAGACCUGACGACGUAUCGCGCAUUUCAGAGAGUGAAUCUUUUAGGCCUCCUACGAUGCUUGAACCUAUCGUGGACGCCGAACCCAUGGAUAUGUCUGUUGUUUCUGACACACGCAGAAAAUCUGACACAAGUCACGCCAUGGACGUUACGCCAUGUGAUGAAACAGAAGAGAUGCAGCGCGCAAUCCAAGCAUUAGUGAAACAGCUUAUGAUCAAAUACCCCUGGUCUGAAAAGGAAUCGCAUGCUUUGCUCGAACAAAACCAUCGGAUCGUGGCAUCCUUGCGAGUACCAGCUGCUUUGGGUCUGCAGAAAUGUGCUGAGCAAGAACCGGGAGUCGCUGCCGGAGAGAUCGAUGCUUACCUGAAGCAACGAAUUCAUGAGUGUCAACAGUCCCAAGAAGCUAAACUUACAAGGCUUCGGAAUGAAUACCGAGCAAAGCACCAGGCAUGGGUCAAGUACUGUGAGCGGCUUGAUCAAGAGCAUGAGCAGCGUGCCAUGCAUCAGGACGAUCCAGCAUUGAGCGCGAGUGCCCUGCCUUCAACGUCGACAACGUCAUCGUCGGCCACCACUCGCUCGUUCCGACGGGGUGGCAUUGGCUCAGGUAGUUUUGGUGACGCUGUGCGGUCGGAAGCAGAAUUUCAGGAAAUUCUCGCUUCACUCGAGAAUGCUGAGAUGCAAGAUCCCGUCGUCCGUGCAGCACGUACAUCUGCUGUCAUUCCUGACAUGGAGCUAAAGGGUACACCAUUUUUUGAUGGUGACAAUGGGCAUGUGGCAGAUCCGGUGAGUUUCUAUUUUGGUGGGUUUGAUCCAGACGUAUGGAGUGAGGAAGAACGCGCGACCUUUGCUCGCCGAUACGUUUUGUAUCCAAAGCAAUUCGGUCGCAUUGCUGAGAAGCUGCCCCACAAGACGCCGAACCAAUGCGUCGCAUUUUAUUAUUUGCACAAACAUUUGGAGGGUUACAAGGCGCUGCUCAGUGCACGACACAGGGAGCGGCGCAAAAAGACUAAAUCACGACCAAAGAAAUCCAAGGGCAGUGCACUGAUGGCCGACAUAGCAGCAACUCAGCUUGAUGCCGAGGAUGAAGAGAAACGCUCAGCGACGGGAUCGACCAAUCCGGUUUCAACAGCUGUGCCGGCGCCAGCACCUACAUCGAAGCGGCGCUCGGACGAAGCGGCACCGAAGUCCAAAAAGCCAAGGCCUGCGUCCAAACCACGCCGGGAUGCGCCAUUGGAGACGGACAAGUCAUCUGUGGGUGUGGGUGCUGAAACGGAGUUGGAGCGUGACUUGGCGGCUGCAGAAGCGCUAGAAGCUCUGGCCAGCCUCGCUGCUCCUGUAGCAGCACCAGCACCGGCGCCAAUGCCAGAAUCAGCCGCGGUCAUGCCAUCGUCGUCGACGCCAGCACCAGCACAGGCGUCUACGCCCGUGUCUGAUCCAUCGGCAGCUCCAGCCACAACUGCAUCUCCUCCCACAGCAUCGACUCUCGCACCAGAACCCAAGAAACGUCGGCCAUCAAGAGUGAAAGAUAGCGACGAACCUAAAAGCCGUUCACGGGGUCCGCAUUGGUCCAUGUCGGAGAGGGCCGAGUUCUUGCGACUCCUUGCCAUCUAUGGGAAAGACUGGAAUGCGCUAGCUGCCUCGUUCCCCGCCAAAACGCCAGCACAGACCCGCAAUUUUUUUGCGCGGCACGCUAGCGAGAGCAGCCACUUCCAAGAGGCAGCUGGUCUGGCUCAGAAGCAUGCGCACAUGUCGUGGGAAGACAAGGCCCAUGCAGCUGCGGCUUUUGUUCGUCAUUGGUACGAUUCUUUGCCGGAGGGCUCAGCGAAGGCCUCGAUUCUCGGUUGGCCGUCUCCCGGGAUGAAGCCUCCAUCUCCGCCGCCAAGAGAAAUGUCAGCUGCCAUCGAUGACGAGACGGACGAUGAAGACCAAUUCUCUGCGGGCACUGAGGGCCCAGGGCAUGCACACCCAGUACCACCGCCAGGAAUGCUGUACUCAAACGCUACGGUAUCGCCGCCUCCCAACAUGCUUGCAACCUCUACGCGUUCUCAUCCACAGCAACAUGCACAUGCACAUAUCCAGGUACCAUUGCCCCAUGCUCAGACUCCACAAACAGCUUUUUCCGGUGCAUCGCAGCCCCAGCAAGUACCACCGCCGCUAGGCGCCGAAACUCAUUGGUCGCCAGUGGCGCAACCCAUGAUGGGCUUUUCAUAUCCCAACUACUCGGCGCCACCACGACCCACCCACACGCCCUCUCCAGCCUCGUCCAUGUACUACCGAGAGCCUAAUGCUGCGCCAUAUGGUGCUGCGCCCAUGCCACCGCCGAUGAGCAUGUAUAACUAUCCCAUGCCUCCCAAAUAUGCCCCUCAUGACUCGAUGUAUGCGCCAUCACCGGCGUCUCGUUUGCCCAUGCGAUCUGCACCCAACAUGGGCUAUUUCCAUCCUCGGCCAGAUCGCUGGCAUGGCUAA
Malassezia globosa CBS 7966 is the source of this 2784-nucleotide messenger RNA. RefSeq lists its product as uncharacterized. Gene Ontology annotation, biological process: regulation of transcription by RNA polymerase II. Bases 1 to 2784 code for a protein of 927 amino acids. Gene Ontology annotation, cellular component: chromatin; Set3 complex. The transcript has a single exon. NCBI's taxonomy places the organism in Eukaryota, Fungi, Basidiomycota, Malasseziomycetes, Malasseziales, Malasseziaceae. The record is from RefSeq and is a predicted model, not a curated record.